Messenger RNA from Varanus komodoensis (Komodo dragon), 4626 nucleotides. It is a transcript of the gene NEXMIF, whose product is annotated as neurite extension and migration factor. Gene Ontology annotation, biological process: negative regulation of cell adhesion mediated by integrin; negative regulation of neuron migration; negative regulation of cell-matrix adhesion. The record is from RefSeq and is a predicted model, not a curated record. Lineage: Eukaryota; Metazoa; Chordata; Lepidosauria; Squamata; Varanidae. Gene Ontology annotation, cellular component: nucleus.
UGCAACAAACCAUGGAGUGAGCAACUGGAGGUUAAAUUGAUGGAUGACCAAAAAGAUAAGGGUUGUGCCUCGGAAGACCAAGAAACAAUCCUGAUUAAUGGGGUGAAAGAGGAAGAUUCCCGGGACCUGGAUGGCGACGAGAAACCCUUCCGCACUGCAGACACUGCAGUUCCGUUCCCAGCCCUGGGCGUAGCCACGCAGAAGGAGAGCCAGGGGGUCCCGCGGGUGCAGACGGCCCUCGCUUCGAAGAAGCCCUGCUGGCUCAGCCCCCCGUCCCCACUAAGACUGGCUGACGUGCCCGAUCACAUUUCGGAUGACUCCUCGUCCGUCCAUGCCAUUUCCCUCACGUCGUGUGUCACAAAGGGCAUGAGCGCCUGGUCGCUGCCGGGCGACUGCGAGAAGGCCCCCUUCACGAUGAUGGAGCCCGGGAGCAUAUCGGCCCUGACCGGGGACUGCCUGAUGCAGCCGAGCCGGACCUGCCUGGGCUGCUUUAUCGAGUCCAAGGACAGCAUUGACGCGGAGCCGGGAAUCAGUCUCAAAGUGGGGGACCUAAACAGGGAUUAUGACACCUGCUCGGUCUCCGAUAUCGGCAUUCAUUGCAUGAGCACAGGGGAGACCAUGCGGUACGGAGAUCAGCUGCUAUCGGACCAGCUGCUGAGCUUCCCCGUGCAUAAAUCCAGGGCAGCAGACAAAAAAGAUGCCGAGAAGUCGGACAGCGAUUCUGAGGACCCCACGCAGAAAAACUAUUAUGAGGGAUUACUAUUAGACAAGUGCAACGGGGAGGAACCUCUGCUAACAAAUCCCAACCAGGAGUGGGGUUAUUUUGAAUCUUUCAUUAGCGAAAGCAAGAUCGAGCUGCUGGACCUGUGCUCCAAGAACGAGCUUUCUGUAAAUCUCUUUUCCGAGGAGGAUGUGGAUAAUUACAUGUUCGAUGAUGAUGACUCAACCUUGGGAAGUGACGUCUGCUCCUUAAAGAUCCGAUACGAAUCAUUCCAGGACAAUGUGAAGGAGAAGACUGGCACACUGCAAGAAGACGCCCAGUUUAACUUUUUCCCGAGCGUGUUCAGUGGGUGCCCUAAGAGGGAAGGCCGAAUGGCCUUGAAGAGGGGACCCCGUGGGGGAACAGAUGCUUCCCAAUUCAAAUCCGAGGAGAGCAUUAUAUGGGGGGAUGAGGAAGUAGAUGGAGAGGAGGAGGAGGAAGAGGAGGAGGAAGAGGAGGCAGGUGAGAAAGUUGCCUUAAACAAAUGUUGCACCAGUACAGAAGUAGUACAAUAUAUCAGUCCCAAAAGAAACCACUUCUUGGAACUGGUGAAUUCAGCAGAGGACUCAGGGGAGUUCAGUGAUGACAGCACCUGCACUGAAUCGUCCUUUGACGUGCUCCAAGAUCUGAAGGACUGCAACAAGUACCUGCCCAGAGACCACUCCAGUUCCUUCAUUCAACAGAACUAUGGUCUGCGAGCAAAGCGGAAAGUGCGGUACAGUGAUGAUUACCUGUACGAUGUGGACUCCAUUGAGAGCGAGAAGAUUGUGGAUAAGAAGGAGUGGAUCCCGGAUGGGCCCAAGGAGGAAGAUGAUGACGAAUGGUGCCCCAAGAAGAGGCGAAAAGCUUCACGCAAGGAGCCCCCCGUCAUCAUCAAGUAUAUCAUCAUCAACCGGUUUAAGGGUGAGAAGCACAUGCUGGUGAAGCUCUGCAAAGUGGACGCCAGCGAGACAACGGUGACGCUGAGCGAGGAGCUGCUGAGCAAGUAUGCCAAGCUGGCCCCCCUGAAGGCCUUCUGGCAGGAGCAGUGGCAGAGCCGCCUCGACCUCCUCCGGUCAGCGCUGCUCCACAAGCAAAGCUUCUAUCUCAACGGCUCCGAGGUCUCCUUCCUGCCUCACCCCCGGAAGCGCAAGUGCAAGCUGGCAAACAGGCAUCGCAUCCAGAGGAUUAAGGCCAUCGAGCAACCGGUGGGCAAGCCUGGCAUUUGCUCCUCCGAUCCAAAGCAGCUCCUCCGCAGAAGGGGAGAUGAUGAGGCUGGCCUGAAAGGGGCGCAGGCGCUGGCCAUCGCAGGCCCUGGCUGCGCCAACGGCUUGUGCUUGGACGACAUCGCCAGCCUCGCCUCACCAAAGUGUAAGGCCCAGGACAGGGAAUUCAAGGGGCCCGAGCGGAAAGUCUUGCGCAGGAUCAAGUUCAAGAGUGAAGCCAGGUUGAAAUGCAAGCGACUCAAGGCAGUGGCCAGUCUGGCCCCCGCCUCCGCAGCCCCGGAGCAUCCGGAGCCUGCCCCAGGUUUGCGGGAGGAAAGCGUCAAUGGCACUUGCCUGUCCAAGUGCCGGGAGGAUAAAGUUGCUAAAAACUCUCCAUCCUUCCUUCCCACCACCUGCUCUUCAGAGAAGCCUCCUCCCUCAGCCAAUCUGGCCACCAACAUGCCCCUCAUUCCUGGAGGGUACCUACAAACAUUGUUAGAUGCCUCUGAUUUGUCCAGUAACACCGGCAUCACCUAUUUCAGUCCUCAGCACCCAGAGCAACCGCCGCAGGAGUCGCUCCCCAGCCUCACCCAGGCUGAGAAAGCAUUCUGCACCCUGCAGCCCACCCAAAGCUGCAUUCUCUCUCCGCCCUCUGAGUCGGAGCUGCAGCAGUCGCCGAGCCAUCUGGAAAUGGAGCCGAGCAACUUCGGAAGCAUGUGGCCGUCUGGCAAACCAGCCGAUGGCAGCAGCCAGGAAUUUGCAAGCAGCGGAGCAGAAGCGUCCGUGCUUUCGCCGGCAGAGUUUGGUGGCUGCGCGAAUGCAGAAGACGUCCCAUCCUCUGGAUAUGCCCAAGCCCACCUGAGUGGUGGCAAAGUACUAUACCAAAAAAAAUACAUGCCGGAGAACGCACCCCCCGCACAGCCCGAUGACUCUUAUCAGUCGUGCCAUUUCAGCCAGAGAGAGGGUCAUUUUCAUUUCCAGCGAGGUACCCUGAGCACAGACAAUGGGAGGCUUGUCAGCUUCGACUCCGUGGGCUCGCUGUCCGUUAGCUCGAGCAAUUACAGUUCCUUGAGUUUAAAAUCCUGCGAAAAGGACGGCGAUGAUGAUAUUGCUGACGAUUUCUUGGCCCACUGCAGUCCCAAACUGGUGAUCCAGCAAAGCAUAGAUGAAAUAACGCCCUUGAAGGAGUCGACUGACCUUUUAGAUAUCUCUAACUUCACACCUGAUAAGUUCCGCCAGUCGUCCCUUUCCGAAAUGUCUCCCCCAGAUACCCCUAACCUUUCCCCACAGAUCACUGGGUCGGAAACCAAACCACUUGGAAGCCUGAAAUGCUUCCCCAGUAGCUCUCAGGCCGUGCUAAGCAAACCUGAGAAGACCAAGUGGGGUUGUGAUGUUCUCCAGACCCAAGACCAGACCGAUAAUGGAUUCACUUUAAACAAUCAUCAGUUUCAGUUCCAUAUGUUCAACGAUGAAGAUUCUGUCAGCCUCCUUGAAAAAGACCCAUGCCUGUCAACGUUUAAUGAGCCAUCUGGCCAAAUUAGCGCCAAUAGCAAAGUGUCAAAAUCAAAGAGGAAAAGUUCAUCUAGUAAAAACGUAGGUGCAAACCAAAGCCCUCCCCAGAAGAAUGUUCGGAAAAAAACAUCCAAAGCUAAUAAAGGGACCGAAAAGCCACCAGGCAAAAAUUCCAGGCAAGCUCCCAAAUCUACACGGAAAGGGAAGAAUGCCGCUGGAAUUAAUGGGGAGAAGACACCAGGCACCGGUGGUAGAGCAACCGGUCUGCCAAACAACUCGGCGUCGGCAGCGAAAGCACUGGUGGAGUCCAUGCAGCACUGCAGCCCCAAUGCCCUCCGGGGGGGCAGGCAGAAUGGAGUCUCCGGAGAAUGGGCCCCGGGGAGAGACGGUGGGGGCAGCUGGUCCGAGGCCAGCCCAGGAAACGCGCGCAGCCUUCUGGACGAUGAUCAGAGGGAAUUCGAAGAGCCGUCCAAUAUUCUAUCAAACAUUGCCUCUGGAAUGGCAGAUGUUCAGAGAUUCAUGAUGGCCUCCAUUGAACCCCUGUGGGGCCCUGUGGGCCAUACCAGCGUCUCUGAUAUUUUCCGGUCCCCUGAAUCCAACAGCCUGAAGUUGAAAACUCUUAAGAUUCUGGCCGGAACAUCACAAGAGUCCAAGAAAAAGGUGAACGGCAAUUCUUCGGGAACGGGGAAGGCUCACAAACCGGGGGGCAAGGGCUCGAGCAAAAGCAGCGGCCGAGCCAUCUCGUGUGACCCCGGACGCCCCAACUGUUCGACUGGGUACAGCACAGACAUUCACUCUCCCUUUUUUGAUAAAAGUUAUAGUAACCUGAGCACUUUAGCCAAACACGAGCCUACGCAUAAAAAGUUGUAUCGGCAUAAAUCCACCUCGAAGUCGCUGAGGGAUGAGAACUGUAAAAUCAAGCGAGCGGACCGUGAGCCGGCCCAUAAGGACCCGUCUGUGACAGCUUCAUUUGAAAAGCUGAGGGAAACAGACUACAUUCUUCUUAAAGCAGAAACAGCAUUUUGUUUACCUGUAUUCGAAGAAGAGACACCUUUUUCUAGAAUGACACUUGAUGCUUGCUUGGUUCCCCCUUUUUUUCUUUGUUUUUCCCCCCUUACUCGCUCAAAAAGAAAAAAAAUAACAAUGCCUUGUAAUAUGUUGAAGUGUUAA